UGGGAGAGAGAGAGAGAGAGAGAGAGAGAUGACGGGAGUGGUGAUGGUCACGAAGAGAGUUAGUUGCAGAGGAGAGCGUGGUGGUGGUGUUGGUGGAGGUACGAAGAGAACAAAGUCAGCUGAAGAGCAGCAAAACCAGCUCUCCCUAGUAACAUUACUCGUAGCAGCUCUGAGGAGAUCUAUGGUCUCUUGCCGUAUCGAUCGCCACGAAGAUCCCGUCUCCAACACUACCAUCCAUCAAAUGGAGAUUGGAUGGCCCACUAAUGUCCGCCACAUCACCCAUGUUACCUUCGACCGCUUCAAUGGCUUCCUCGGUCUCCCCAUUGAGUUCCAACUCCAAAUCCCUUUCCGGGUCCCCAGCGCCAGUGCUAGUGCAUUUGGCAUCUCUCCAGAAUCCAUGCAGUGCUCUUAUGAUUCCAAAGGGAAUAGUGUGCCCUCCAUUCUCUUGCUAAUGCAGGAGAGGUUAUACUCACAAGGAGGUCUAAAGGCAGAAGGGAUAUUCAGGUUAAACCCAGAGAACAGCCAAGAGGAGCAUGUUAGGGACCAGCUAAACAGGGGUAUUGUUCCAGAAGACAUUGAUAUCCACUGUUUGGCAGGGCUAAUCAAGGCCUGGUUCCGAGAGCUCCCAGCAGGAGUUCUGGAUGGCCUUUCCCCAGAACAAGUCCUUCAGUGCAACACAGAGGAGGAGUGUGUUGAGUUGGUGAAACAGCUCAUGCCAACUCAGGCUGCACUACUAGACUGGGCAAUUGAUCUUAUGGUUGAUGUUGUCGAAGAAGAGGAAUCCAACAAAAUGAAUGCUAGAAACAUUGCGAUGGUCUUUGCACCAAAUAUGACUCAGAUGUCUGAUCCAUUGACAGCUCUUAUGCAUAGUGUUCAAGUUAUGAACUUGCUCAAGACCUUAAUCAUAAAAACACUAAGGGAACGUGAAGAGACUGCAACAGUAGGAUACUCGCCCUUCUCAUCUCAUUCAUCUGAGCAGCAUACUGUCGAGGACUAUGACAGUCAACAAGAGAUGGAUACAAGCUGUGAAUUGAGGGGACCAACUUCAGAUUAUGAUACUUAUGCCAGUUAUAGUUGCAGUAGUGAAGAUGAAGGCGAAGAUGAAGAUGGAGAUAAUUCAUUAAAUGAGAUUGAGGAGUGCUCCUUGAGACAAUUGGAUGGGUACGAAGCAUCCACACACGAUGGUCCAGAGGAAGCUGAAGGAAAUCUGGGAAUGGAGCACCUCAGUCAUAGUGGCUGUUCUGGCUUCAACUCAGAGUCAGCUUAUUCAUCAUUCAACAGUAAAAAUGGGAGUUCAGGAUUGAGUACAAGUGAUGUAGAGGAUUCUGGGAUAAAUGCGAAUUCUGCAGGAGGGUUAGAUAGUACAAAGGCCAUUUCAAAAUGUUGUCAAGAGACCCAAGACAGCAGAGCCUUGGAAACAUUAGUUAAGCUGAUGGAGUCCUCAUGUUCUAUUUCCUUGCCAAUAAUUGUGUCCGGUGAAUCUGGGUGACUGAACCUUUGUGUCUGAUUGAGUAUAGUGUUUUUUUUUUUUUGUGGUUCCUCAGCUGUUGCUGCAUCAAACAUUGAUUGAGUGGUUUGUGUGGAGGAUUUGUGUGGGCAGACCUGGUUCAGCUCUGGGCUGAUUUUGUGCUUCUUUCUGUAUCUCCCUCAGUACAACAGGAUUUGUGAUUUAGCCAUGUAAUUUAACAAUGGUUGAGUGGUCUGUCUGUGGUUCAGUUUUUGGCUGAACAUCUGCUUGUGUUGUCUGUUUCAAUUGUGGGAGGGCCAAAAAUGGUUUGCUUGAGACC
Telopea speciosissima is the source of this 1787-nucleotide messenger RNA. RefSeq names its product rho GTPase-activating protein 2-like. The transcript has 4 exons. The record is from RefSeq and is a predicted model, not a curated record. Bases 29 to 1489 code for a protein of 486 amino acids. Gene Ontology annotation, molecular function: GTPase activator activity. Lineage: Eukaryota; Viridiplantae; Streptophyta; Magnoliopsida; Proteales; Proteaceae. Gene Ontology annotation, biological process: signal transduction.